This is a messenger RNA of Folsomia candida, 1706 nucleotides long. RefSeq lists its product as uncharacterized. The transcript has 7 exons. The record is from RefSeq and is a predicted model, not a curated record. Bases 396 to 1646 code for a protein of 416 amino acids. NCBI's taxonomy places the organism in Eukaryota, Metazoa, Arthropoda, Collembola, Entomobryomorpha, Isotomidae.
UAUGACGAAGGACAAUUUUUUGUCCUGGACAAUGCUAAUGAUCAUGAUUUUAAGGACUAAUCUUGGCCAUGAUGAGUGUUUGGAAAACUGUGCAAUGAAAUGAUGAUUAAUUAAAUUAAAGGGGAUUCUGAGGUAAUCUCAUAUUUAUUGCAGCCAGCCAGCCAGCGAGACUACUUUGCAUAUUAUGUAUAUUAGCGGAUUCAGAGGAAUUGCGACUUUGGCUUGGGUAGCAAAAAACGUUUCCGAACCGCAUUUCUGGCUUGUCGUUUGUUGCUUCAUAAUAUUCUUGGAUUAUUAUUGUUGGAUUCGUAAUUUUGAUGAAAUUAGCUAUUUCUCUCAUCUCUUAGUUAGUGGAUUGGAUCGCUGUCAGGACAAGUUUAAGGAUAUAACUAGAAAUGAAUUCCGUGGAUAAAGAAGAAAAAGUUAAUCAACCGGAGGAGACUGGUCGUAACAGUGGGACGAUAGAUUCUCUAGUACCUCCACAAGGAGAUGAUGAGUAUCUUGUUGACUAUGUUCCUGAUUUGGGCGAAGAUGAUAGUAGUCAGGUCUAUAUCCGUGGCGGCAGAGUCUCUGAUCUGGGAAAACAAAGAGUUACCAGUUCUUACACUUUGGAUAACAAGCCCCAUUUCCAACAUGGAAUGUGGAUAGAUGUUAAAGUUAUGCAUAUAGUUUCGCCCUCGGAGUUUUACGUAAUUCCUAGAAAGACGACGGAAUGUAUUCGCCGAGCUGCAUUUCCACCUGCAACCUCGAAGAGUACACCGCCGGUGAAUCCGAUGAUGCAUGAUGGGUCGAUGAGUAAUAUUCCAGACACGGGGACCGAAGAGUUUGGAACUGGAGUCGAGGCUUUUGACAAGAUUAAAGCCAAACUGAACGAACUUUUGGAACCCAAUAUGGCAUGGCGUCAACGCCAAUCAGUCCAUUACGCCUUGACGGAACUGGUCGCUGUGAAGCGUACGGAAAAUGGAGCGCGAACUUGGCUCCGAGGUGUCGUCCUAGAGGCGAAUCUUACUAAUGUUGCCGACCGUGGAAUUCCGUACCAUAAGGUUCAACUGAUUGAUGCCGGUCAAGUUUUGACGCUCCGGGCGGAUGAAAUGUGCUCCCUUCCAGUGUACGUGAGCUAUUAUCCUGCUCUGGCCUACAAAUGUUGUCUGAAAGGGGUUGUACCCGUGGGGAAUAUCUGGUCGAGAAGAGCAUCCGUUGCCUUGCAAAGUAUGACGACUGGAACCAACAUUAAGAUCAAUGUGUCCAAAUCGGAUAAAACUGAUGUCGUGUGCAAGACAAUUGAAGCUGUUCCAUACCUUGUUGACUUGCUCGUUCCAAGGUUUCAUGUUCCGCAAGAUCUGACCAUUGAAACGUCCGCCCCCAUGGUUUCAGCCGCUGAAGUCCUGGCAUCCAACGCCUUGGCACUCGACUUCAACCAAUUCCCUACUCGACCAAUUUUGAACCAGUUUUUUGAUCAAAAGAUGGUCUUUUCUCCCAUCAACCCUAACGUGAAUGCUGAACCAGUCCAAAUGCUCGCUAAAGAUUUCCAAUUUCUGGCGACCGAUAAGAAGGAUGAGAAUGAGGAAAAGAAAAAAGAUGCCGAUAAUUACUCAUUAUACUCAGCAGAAGUUGGGUCUACUUUACCAUCUAACAAAAAACAAUGAUUUUCUGAAUUUGUUGAAUUUUGAUUGAAGUGAAUCAAUAAAUACACUUUGUUAAAUUAA